AUAGGCUGUCCCACUGUGUGAGUCUUUGCGUUGCCUUUUACUAUUGUUGUGCGUCGGAUGGACAGACUGACUCCAGGUCGACUUCAGAUUUUAUUUUAUGGGCAGGAGGAGCUCAAACAUUUCAACUUUGAAACUUUUUUAACAUUUCGUGGCUUUGAUUUUCAUCUACCCAAAGAGAGAUUUUUGUUGAUGGCGCGGUCUAACCAAGAUGGACACGGGUUGUCUGCCGGUUGGAGACUAGAUAAGUGCUUCAUUCACUAAAUCUAAAUGUAGACUUUAUUUAUUUAUCCGCAGGAAACGUAUUAUCCAUCAGGUGGAUGUAACUGGACUGGGCCGUUUCCACCCCAGAGGUCACGUCCUAUAAUGAACAUUUUCCCACUGAAGUUUCGGUGAACUUUUCCCACGACUCGCCAUGUCGGGAGUGGUCCGCACCCUGAGCCGCUGCCUGCUCCCGGCCGACGCCAGCCGGGACCCGGGCGGCAGCAAGGAGAGGAGCAGGGAGAGGGACGCGGCGCAGGAGCGGGAAGCGAGGCGCAGGAGCCGGGAGAUAGACGCGAUGCUCGCGCGGGAGAGGAGAGCCGUCCGCCGGCUUGUGAAGAUCCUCCUGCUCGGGGCCGGAGAGAGCGGAAAAUCCACAUUCCUCAAACAGAUGCGCAUCAUCAACGGGCAGGAGUUUGAUCAGAAGGCACUGCUGGAUUUCCGGGACACUAUCUAUGAGAAUAUACUGAAGGGCAUGCGUGUGCUGGUGGACGCCCGGGACAAGCUGGGCAUCAGCUGGCAGGUCUGCGAGAACGAGAAGCAAGGCAUGCUGGUGAUGUCGUGGGAGGGACGCGUGGGCGCCACGGGGGUCGAGCCCAGCGAGUUUCAGCUGUACGUGAUGGCACUGAGCGCGCUGUGGGCCGACGUCGGCAUACAAGAGGCCUACGCACGGCGCUCUGAGUUCCAACUGAGUGAGUCAGUGAAAUACUUCCUGGAUAACUUGGAUCGUAUUGGACAACUGAACUAUAUCCCGAGCAAACAGGACAUUUUAUUUGCGAGGAAGGCGACUAAAGGAAUCGUCGAGCACGACUUUGUCAUCAAGAAGAUCCCGUUCAAGAUGGUGGACGUGGGAGGGCAGAGGUCUCAGAGGCAGAAGUGGUUCCAGUGUUUUGACGGGAUCACAUCGAUACUCUUCAUGGUGUCAUCAUCUGAAUACGACCAGGUCUUGAUGGAGGAUCGAAGGACAAACCGUUUGGUGGAGAGUAUGAACAUCUUCGAGACCAUUGUCAACAACAAGCUCUUCCUCAAUGUGUCCAUCAUCCUCUUCCUCAACAAAACAGACCUGCUGGUGGAGAAAAUCCGCACGGUGGACAUUCACAAGAACUUUCCCGAGUUCAGAGGAGACCCUCGCAGGCUAGAGGAUGUGCAGGCAUUCCUGGUGCAGUCGUUUAGUCGUAAAAGGAGAAACCGGGGGAAGCCGCUGUUCCACCACUUCACCACAGCGGUGGACACAGAAAAUAUCCGCUUUGUCUUCCAUGCCGUCAAGGACACCAUCCUGCAGGAAAACCUCAAAGAUAUCAUGCUGCAGUGACCUUCGUGCUGCAGACAACGACUUCUGUCUCUGAUUGUAAACUGUGAAACCAGCCAUGAACUCGAGCCCGGAGGAGAAGGCCUGCUUCGUUGUGACACAUAUUAACACUGGCCUGUGGAGCAGUCGGUUGACCCACGGAGUGGAUCUAACUGAAACCUGAACCUGUGGAACCCAUAAAGUGACUCUGGACCUGUUGGACCUACGUCGGCCCCUGUGGAAACUGUGAGGGUCAUAGAGGACAAGACCCUGCAUGUAACCUGUAAAAAUGUGUGUAUGCUGGAAAGACAGUCGCCUUCUCCUACUUGUAGCACUCAAGUGUUUCUUUCCUUAAUAUACAUGUUCAGAAAUGUGUAAAGAAAAAGAGAGAAAAGCACCAACUACAUGACAUGAGCACUGAAAGUGUUUUUCUCAGAUGUAUAUAUGACUGAUGACAACCCCGUCACUAAACCGAGUCAGACUGCUGCCUGUUGAAAAGUAGCUGGAUCAAACUGCGAGCAGCAGACAGCAGGGGAAAGAAGGACAAAAAGGAAGAGAGAAAGUUUAGAGCGAGCUGAAGAAUGCCUUGUGUUAAUGUACAUGUGACAGAGGGA
Messenger RNA from Seriola dumerili (greater amberjack), 2160 nucleotides. It is a transcript of the gene gna12a, whose product is annotated as G protein subunit alpha 12. The record is from RefSeq and is a predicted model, not a curated record. Gene Ontology annotation, molecular function: guanyl nucleotide binding; G-protein beta/gamma-subunit complex binding; GTPase activity. Gene Ontology annotation, biological process: Rho protein signal transduction; adenylate cyclase-modulating G protein-coupled receptor signaling pathway. The transcript has 6 exons. NCBI's taxonomy places the organism in Eukaryota, Metazoa, Chordata, Actinopteri, Carangiformes, Carangidae. Gene Ontology annotation, cellular component: brush border membrane; heterotrimeric G-protein complex. The coding region runs from base 413 to 1570 and encodes 385 amino acids.